CGUUCUUCGCCGCAGGCCAGAAGAAACGCAGGCUCUGAGUACGAGAUUGGGUAAUGGCACAGGCUUACCAUUUUGUGUCAGUGUGUUGGUUGGGCUAGUUUUGAAGAAUAUACAAGAGGAAUCUGUGAAUUUGAAGCAAGGUGUAGACCAUUUUCGAAUUCCAAAUUAAAAGGAACGGCCAAACCAACACACUGACACACAAUGGUAAGCCUGUGGUGUUGGUCAGAGAAAAAUAAAAGCAACUGAAACAUUGGACAAAGGUCACAAAAGUUCCUUCAAACUAGAAAUCAUGUUUAAAUAUGUUUUCAUCAGAUCGCAUGACAACAGCCAUAGUGAACUCGUAAAUUCUGCACGUAUUGGGCACAGCAAAUUAAUUACGUUACUUCCGGUACAUGCGUUGGUUCACUAACAAAAGAAUUUCUACGGUCGAGCUGAGAUUGCAAUAUGGCUCACUGCACGUACACUUGACUCAAAUACCCUGCGACGCAGACGUAACGUAACAGUGUUUAAACGAACUCAACACGACACGUAAAUUAAAAUGCAAAAAGUUUUUUUGAUCUCGUGUCUUAACUUUCUCCUUCUUGGUAUCCAAUCAACACAGACAGCUAAGAUAGUUGGAUACCCAAUGUUUGGAGGAAGCCAGUACAUCGGAAUGAAGAGAAUAGCUGAAGAGUUAGUCAGCAGGGGACAUGAAGUCACUAUCCUGGUCAGCCAAGUCCAGAAAAUCAAACCAGCAAAGGGCAUCACUCACGUGGUCUACCAGGUACCGUACCCUCAAGGCUUCCUGGAAAAUCUGAUGGUAGCGAGACUCAUCAAGGAAGGUCCUGUUAAGGAGAUGUUCUCAGGGUCGAACACCUCCAUGCCAAUGGUGCAGCGUAUCUUCUGUGAGGCCUUGCUUAACGAUACAAAACUACUUGAACCUUUGAAGAAUUUUGAUGUCAUCAUUACCGAUACAUCGAUGUUCUGUGGGCCACUAGUUGCCGAGUAUCUUGGUCUCAAGAGGAUUGAAUACUGUCCCAUGUCGCCCAGGAUUCUCUCCGUAUUCACUCCUUAUGAAUCGAUAUUUACUCUCUCGUAUAUCCCACUACACAUGAGCCAUAAUCCUGGCAAAAUGAAUUUCCUUCAGCGAAUAAAGAACACUAUCAUGUAUAUUGCAGGGCGUCUUCUUUUUGAUGCCUUUUUGACAAGACACUUCGAUCAUCUGAAACAGAAAUACAACAUCAGACCAGAGAGGAGCUUCCGGGAUUCCUUGAUGGACACAGAACUGACACUUUUCCUGGCAGAUUUUGCAGUGGAAUAUUCCUACCCUAUCCUACCAGGCUUCAAACUGAUUGGUCCAUUGAAUAUCCAGCCCGUCAAACCCCUCCCUCCUGAUCUUCAGCAGUUGAUUGACAGUUCUGGUGAUGACGGUUUCAUUAUCGUGUCUUUUGGAUCGAACGUGGCUUCAGUGUUGGACAAGGAUAAAGUAGACAUAAUGGCUGAAGCUUUUGGACGAUUAAAACAGAAAGUUGUCUGGAGACUACAAGGUAGGAAUGUAUUAACCAGGGUGCAUUGCGGCUGUGCAAGGUAUUACCCAGGGUACACUGCCAUCCUACCAGUUAUUACCAAGGUGCAUUGCGAUAGUACCAGUUAUUACCCAGGAUACAAUGCGAUAGUACCAGUUAUUACCCAGGGUGCACUGCAAUUGAAAACUUCGGCGCUAGCCAUUACGUGGUAUAAAUCUUAUUGGAUUGUGUUACGAUCACUCAAAAGUUCGAACAUUGUUCUCGGAUUUCGUUACGAAUGUACUUACUUUUAAACAAAUUAUUUACUU
Actinia tenebrosa (Australian red waratah sea anemone) is the source of this 1813-nucleotide messenger RNA. RefSeq names its product 2-hydroxyacylsphingosine 1-beta-galactosyltransferase-like. Gene Ontology annotation, molecular function: UDP-glycosyltransferase activity. NCBI's taxonomy places the organism in Eukaryota, Metazoa, Cnidaria, Anthozoa, Actiniaria, Actiniidae. The record is from RefSeq and is a predicted model, not a curated record.